Solea solea (common sole) is the source of this 1802-nucleotide messenger RNA. RefSeq lists its product as uncharacterized. The transcript has 3 exons. The record is from RefSeq and is a predicted model, not a curated record. Bases 460 to 1245 code for a protein of 261 amino acids. Lineage: Eukaryota; Metazoa; Chordata; Actinopteri; Pleuronectiformes; Soleidae.
CAUGGAUAUUUGAUAAUUUUAUUUAUUAUUAUUAUUUUUAUUAAUAAAUUAUUAUUAUUAUUUAUUAUUAUUUAGCCUAUCGUUGAAUUUCUGUAACACAAUAUUGGAAUAGUGUCUAUAAUUAAAAGUGUUAUAGCCAAACUGUUAUGCUCAAUCUGAAGGUUGAGCAUGGCUCAGAUAAAGUCAGAUCUACAUUAUUGGGAUUUUGUUUACAGUGAGCCACAUUUGGAGAACCAAUGAUCUAACUUUGGCAAAGCAGUCCUUGAUAUAGGCCUAAUAUCUAUGACUGUCAAAUGUAUUCCAACACCUGACUUGUGUUUUACUUUAGGAUAGUAAAGCUAAAUGUUUAAUUUGAAGGAUAUACAGUAUUACUGUCUGUAUAUUGAAUGUGGUUUAAAUGUUAUUUAAUCAAACUUUUUUCUGUGUGAUAAUUCACAGGAAUGUGUUGCACAACUCAACAUGAGGGAGCUUCUCUCAAUAGGAAUGGAUGGCCCUAAUGUCAACUUUAGACUCCUGGAUCUCCUUCAAAAGGAGCAUGCUGAGCUGUACGGAGGUGCUCAAGUCCUGAUGGUUGGGAGCUGUGGACUGCACACCCUCCACAAUGCCAUGAAGGCAGGCUUCACAGCCUGGCAAAUUGACAAACUCCUGCGUGCGCUCCAUUUUCUCUUCCACAACGUUCCUGCCCGAAGAGAGGACUACACCAACAUCACUGGAUCAUCCUGCUUUCCCCUCUCUUUCUGCGGCCACAGAUGGGUCGAAAAUGUGCCGGUUGCAGAGAGAUUCCUGGAAGUUUGGCCCAUGAUUCGGAAGUAUGUUGAUGCUGCUGAGGAGAAGAAGGUCCAAAAACCGAACACGGCCUCUUAUGACGUCAUCCUGGCAGCACUAGGCGAUCCACUCUUAAUCCCAAAGCUUCAAUUUUUCCUCGCCAUUGCGAGAAGUUUUAACCCAUUUCUUCAGAAAUACCAAACAGAUGAGCCAGUGUUGCCUUUUUUGGCAAAAGAUUUAACUGAGCUUCUGUUGAGUUUACUGAGGCGGUUCAUUAAAAGGGAGCUCCUACAGGACCAAAGCCCCCUGCAGCUCAUUAAUUUGGACAUCUCUGAGGAGAAGAACUGGGUCUCCCUCAAAAGGGUAGACAUAGGCUUGGGGGCUGAAUCUGCCAUCAAGGUGAUGUCAUCAUUCAACAAUUCACAUCCUUUCUCUCUGUCGUGGGCAGAGAAGAUGAGUUUGUUUCCUUCCAACCCCUGAGGCAGCGUCUCGAUGUCUUUCUCCACUCUAAACUCUGUACGUCCCAUCCUGACCUGCUAAAGUUCUGCCAAAGUGCUCUCCUCCUUUCCCAUGGACAGGCCACAGUGGAGAGAGGCUUCUCGGUGAAUAAAGAGGUAGAAACGUGCAACCUCCGUGAUGAAUCUCUCGAAGCCCUCAGGUUAAUCUGUGAUAAGGUAGCUGUUUGUGGUGGCGUUCUUAAAGUUCCUUUGACCAAGGAGCUCCUGGCCUCUGCUGCUUCAGCGAGGUCACAAUACAGGCUAUACCUUGAUAGUGAGCGGAAAAAAAAGGAGAGCGCUACACAAGAGCUGAAGAGGAAAGCAGCAAAGAAAGAGCUUGAGGACCUUCGGAACCAGCGGCAGGUACUCAAUAGCGUGUGCCAUUCACUUGAAAAUGAUGCCGACAAGUAUGCAGAGAUGACUGAGGGAAAGGCAGGAACAAAGAUGGCUGAGCUCAUCACAAAAUCCAACUCUCUUCGUAGAAGACACAGGGACAAAAAAGCAGACCUUCUCCAAGUGGAAAAAAUGAUAGAAGAAAAA